AAAUUUGGAUGUAGGGGUUAAAUCAUGGUGUUUAUUGUGGUUUGGGAAAUUGCCAUUGGGAAGAAAGGGGUGAAUACAAAGGCGAUUUUGAUUUGUAAAAUUUCAUUAUGUGUAGGGUGGGGGGAAGAUUGGGUCAAUUAGAAAUGGGAAAGAGUUGGGGCAAGUGUAAUUUUGAACUUGCGAUGAGAGUGUCAAUGGAUAAGAAUGG
This is a messenger RNA of Galdieria sulphuraria, 208 nucleotides long. RefSeq lists its product as uncharacterized. NCBI's taxonomy places the organism in Eukaryota, Rhodophyta, Bangiophyceae, Galdieriales, Galdieriaceae. The transcript has a single exon. The annotation marks the transcript as partial. The record is from RefSeq and is a predicted model, not a curated record.